GUCAGUGUUGGAUGCUGCCGUUGCUUCAGCAGCUGGAUGUGCAGGACUUGUCAGUGUCUUGGAGAAUAGGACUGAUUUGUGUGUUUGUAUUGUAUUUUUGCUUGUUGAAUCUAUGUGUGUGUGUGUGAUAGCUUCAGAGCUAGGGUGUAUUAGUUUAGUAGGAAUGGUGUCAGUGGGUCUUUAGCAUACACUGUAUCGUACUGUGUGUGUGUGUGAGUGUGUCAGCAGGACUGAAUCAGCAGGAACUGUCUGGCCACAGGGACUCAGGAGCGCGGUAUUGACUUUGACUCAGGGUGUGUUUUCAUGCUGGAGAGCGAGGGACUGUGGGAAGAUCUCAAGAGAAGGAAAACAGAUGUAACGUUACAGGACGACGAGAUGACCGACCCCCUUUAGGGGCUUCAGGACUGCCCCAAAAUGGGAAACAGCAUCCAGAAGAAGAAGAAAGUCCAGACAGAGAAAAACUCUGCACACCCAUCCCCGAGCCCCAGCCGGCAAACACCUAAAGCCUCCUGGCUGUUUGGACGUCCAGACAAACUGAAGACAGCUGGCCCGAAGGGGAAUGAAGACCAGAAGAGGUUGGCUGUCCACUACACGACCUCUCAGCACUACCAGGAGAAUGUUUUCAUCGAGGGCAGCAGGCCACAGUACCUGGAGGACCUGCACACUGAGGCCCAGGAAGGGCUCAAGAUACUGCAGCAAGAAGAACACAAGAAUGGAGUGAACUUUCCUGAUGAUGAGAGCAUUGCUUCCACAGACACUCUGCGUCCGGAGCAGGAUAUCAGCUCCAAGGACAGAGGUGGAUCUCCGGAGUGGAGAUCCACCGCCGGGAGUACUGAUACCACAGUAACCUCUGCUGUGUCAACUAGGCCUGUGCUCACCCGCCAAGGUUCUACAUUCAAGCCUCUGAAUCCAGUAAAAAGAUUAGAUAAGGGCAGGAAGAGGAGCAGGAGGACCACCAUCAUGGGUAUUCCAAACCAGGUGCAGAAAGAGCUUGCAUUGCACAGAAGCUCAACGUUCCAGCAACUUGUUUCUACCCAGCCCCCUAAUCCCGAUGGACAACCCAGAAACAGCCAAUCAGGUGUUGUUAUCAUUCCUACGGUUGAUGGAGGGACUCCAGUAGAGAAUAAAGAAGGUGCGAGGGUGCACCUUUCAGAGCUGGAGCAGGCAUCCAGAGAUGAACAGUUGCUGAGGAAGCACCUCCAGGCAGUGUACCAAGACGAGCAGCCCUUCAACCAACAGAGCUUUGGCUCCCAUCUCUGCCCCUCAACCCUGAGACCCAAGUCUGUUGCUGUACCUGGCAUGACCACUUCCUCCUCCUUCUCUCCCUCAACGUUGUUUAGCUUCCUCCAGGAACCCCAGGGCCCAGUAAUGUCCAUAUCUCCUCAGGCCACCUACUUGUCUACAAUCAUUCCUAAUGCGGUCUUGCCAGCCUCAGUUGAAGUCAUAGAGAUUGACCGCAGCAGCAGCCGGACACGAGGCAGCAGUGUAAACCAUGGCAGUAGUGUCCGGACUGUAAGCAAAAGCAGCCUGGCAUCUGGGGACUCAUCAGUCAGCCCUUUGCUGUCCAGAAGAUCAGAUGGUGAUGGUUCCCAGACUGACAAUUCCCACACCUCCACACUGAUGACCACAUCAACUUCAGGGUCAAACUGGAGCGAGUCACAGUCUUCAAAAACCAUUAUUUCAGACUCCUCCCCUGAAUCCUCCAAGCGUAGCACACGUAGUGGUAACUCACAGAGAGUGCGUCUAAAUGGGCAGGAAAGCCAGACAGAGCAGUCUAAUGGGGACCAAGACCUUGUCAGUCUCCGUAGCUCAGUUAGCACCAUUAGCAGCCCCAGCUGUAAAAAUGAAAUUGUUGCGGGUCAAGGAUCUGAGUCUGUUGUUUCAGGAUCAGUUGCUGCUGGGGAGGAUGCACAGACUAAACAGAGUUUCACUCGUAGCCUAUCGGUUAUGAAGACCAAGCAACCCCCAGCACCUCCACGGAGAACAAACUCUCUGCAUACUAAUAAGAUCAGGGGCAACACCAGGGUUCUGGUCGGGAGCACAGAUCUCAGUGACUCUGUGUCUGGAGAGGUGGCAAAUGCCACAGAAAAUAUUGUAGCAAAGGAUGAGAAAAAAUCAGUUACUGCUGAUACCAUUAAGAUCCCCACCACUGUACCGAACACCACUGGGUCCAGCUCUUCAGAUGCUUCCUCUAGUUCUUUGAGCCCCACACAGGUUUCUUCCGAUGAAGUUGGAGGAGCAACAGAAUCCAGCAGCUCCUCCCCACAGAAAACGCCCUUAGAAGGGGGUAAAUUUGAACGUACCAUGUCCCCUUCCAGUGGCUACUCCAGUCAGAGUGGCACUCCGACACUUUCUCCAAAAGGGAUCUCUCCAACCUCCCCUGACAAACAGAAGAAGAAACCAAUCAAACCAGAGAGAUCAGUGUCUCGGGCCUCAUCCUCAGCAGCUUCUCCUUCUUCCUCUCUUACCUCUCUAUCAUCCAGUACAUCUGAGCCUGUAAAUCCAGAUGUCUCCACAUGUAGCCACAGUCUGCCUCCACAGGGAUUUCCACCCACUGUUGCUGAAAAAGACUUCACUCCACAUAAAGAUUCUUCCACUUUGAGCACUGAAGUCAGAGAACUGUUUAAUAUCCCUCCACCUCCUAAAGUCAAAGCACCAUGUCCUCCUCCUCCAGAGACAUGGGCUCACAACAGACGCUCCUUUGAGCUCCUGUGUGGACCUUGCCCUAAUGUCAGCAAAGUAACCCAGAAACCAGCACAGAUACAGGACAGCACACUUAAACAAGCAGAAACCCAGACUGAAGCCCUCAAGGAGAUGGAAGUUUCAGUUGAAAAACAAUCAACUAUGGACACAUCUAUCUUGAAACUGUCAGAAAGGAAAGCAGAGCCUGAGACAUUGUUAGCAACGGGUACUGAAGGUGUUUGCAACGAGCUGGAGAAUAGAGAAUGUCCGGGUACCACCCAAGAGAAGAUGGAGGCAAGUGCAAAUGUUCAGAAGCAAGAGCAAAGUAGCGGCCUUGUAGAGAAAGACCCCGUAAAUCAAGAGACAACUCCAAAGAAAGAUCCCCCUCCUGUCAUGAAGAAACCCAAGACAGUACUGCACAGAGAGGAACCAGACAGACAGCAGAGGAAAAUGAGCAGCAGUGCCACGAUAGAUGUUCAGUCACCUGUUGAGAACUAUAAAACUUCCCCACAGAAUGGGGUUAUAAUUUUAGUCGAUAAGAGUGAGAAGGAGAUGGACAAAAGUGAGGUCACAUCCAGGCAGACGCUUUCUGUAGAGGUCCCCAAAAUUGUUAAGGCCUCGCCACCACCUACCCCUCCUCCAGCAUACCACCCUACACCUCCUCUGUCAAGAAAGACACCUCCUUCGUCGGUAUCUGUGCCACCAGAUGAGUUACAGAGGGUACAGGAGGAGAUCCAUGCUGUAGAGUCCUGCUGGCCACCUCCUCCACCUCCUAUGGAAGGGGACUCUGUAUUUGAUGGAGGAGAUGAGGUUGACUUUCCUCCACCUCCUCCACCCUUUGUGACAGACAAUGUGCCAAAUGUGAUGGACAGUUGUAUCACAGAGCUGGAUGUCUCAAAAAGACCCACAGAGGACGCUGAAGAUACCACUGAGGAUUCAAGUGAAGCCCAGACACCUGUACAUGAUCAAAUUCCAGAUUUGACCCUUACUGGUCCACAAACAGUAUCUGACACCAAACCAGAGGUUGUCGUGCAAGAUUCAGAAGCUAACAACAGCCAUGAGAUUUCUUGUAGACCAGUGCAAAAUGUUUCAUCGCUUUCUGAUAGUGUCCCACCUACACCAGUGGAGGCACCUCCUUUGCUACCUAUUACAAGAGCAGAGAACCCAGCAUCAGUCUCUGCUUUAGAUCCUCCCAGCAGCCUCCUGAGGCGAGACUCUCUGAAAAUUGAAGAUCAGUCUCCCUCCGAGCCUCCUGUGAGUGCCCAACCUCCAAUUACUGUGCCUGUAGCACCCCCUUUACCAGCAGACAGUUUAACCCAUGGGGUUAACUUCCGAAGGCAGCCCAGUGUAGCAAAUCGAGAGGCCAGGAGCAAGGAGCUCCUUUCUCGCCACAAAAGUGCACCCAUUCCCAAAGAAGAUGCUAACAUACCUCUAGUCACCCCCUCCCUGCUUCAGAUGGUUCGUCUCAGAUCAGUUAAUAUGACUGAAGAUCAGGUGAAAACUCCACUGGAGGACAAGUCAACAAACCAGGGAGUGCCAGUUCAGGAGAGUUGCCCAGUCUCAAUCCCAGGACCUCAAAACACUCCCCAGAAGCCCAUUCGCAAGUCCCUGUCACUAAAAUCUCCUCCUCAGACAGUAAAAUCUUCCUCUGUGACACUAAACACCCCUUCCAUGCGCUUACAAGAAGCCAUACGGAUGAAAACUGCAGCCAUGUCUUCAAGAGAUGGUCUUCCAUCCCGACUGGGUGUGAGAUCAUCUACUUUCAACUGUGUCAAUGAACAGGGGGCUCUGUCCCUGAAAUCGAUUGAAGGAUGUGACAUGCACAAGUCCCCUGCCUCUACAGCCAGCUUUAUCUUUUCCAGGAGCACAAAAAAGGUUGUCAUAGAGACUACAGCUGCCUCCUCCCUCGAAGCUCAGGCAAGUCUGAAGCAAUGCUUAGCGGCUGAGCUCAUGCAGGUGUCUGACCAAUCAAAGCUUGCCGCUUUCUCUAAUGGUGGGGUGAAGCCUGACAAAGUUCCUCCACCAGUAGCUAAGAAACCAGCCCACGGGAGCAUCAGUCCUUCACAGAAUCUUCCUGCUUGUUCAGCAAAGAUAGACUUCAGUGUUGAAGGAAACGGAGCAAUAGAAGUACAACAUAUGAGUGGAAUCACACCUCCUGAGACAACAACUACAAGAGUGACAGCAGACACAAUUGAAACACUGUUUUGAAAGAGUGUCGUGGUGAUUAACUGAGGACCAUGCCAGGGGGACAAGCAAAGACUACAAGCAAGUAAAAGGGCAACCCACAGCAAGGACUGAUGUUACUGAGAGACGUGCGAGUUACUCAACUAUCAGCGUUGUGCGUGUUAAGUCUUCUCCAAAAGCCUUAGCCUGUAAUGGCCUUCCUACAUAUUUAUGCAAAAAAAAUGUGUCGCUCCCAAUUUCUUAUGAUAGCUUUAUUCUGGAGUAUUUUUCUAAGCUAUAGUUUUUCUCUUAUUAAGGCCCCUCAGGAUGAAAUGGUGUACAUUGGCUGAACUGUAAAUAUUUGGCUUGUGUGAGAUGGCCUCCCAGAGGUGGAAUUAGGUAGUGGUCACUGCAGCUCAGAGAAAAGGGUUUGUCUUUGCAAAACAUUUCUGUACAGAAGCUAACUGUCUGUUUAGUCUUUUUUUCCCUGUUGUAAUAUAAUACUUUUCAUGGGGAUACAAGCAGUGGUCAGAAAAAGCUGACAAUGGCAUCCACGACAGGUCAAAUCAGUAUUUUAUCGCAUAUUUUAUCGCUUUCUUUGCUGAGUGAUCUGAGUAAAAACAAAUUGUCACACCCAGUUUCAGUGCUGCUUUUCAUUAUGGACAGAUGUAACAGGGAUAGUAUUUGAGAAAAAGGGAUGCUGCAUUCUCACAAGAAUGAGAGGAAGAUAAUUUGUCGAUUAGGACAGAGGCACUUUUGUAAGUUACAGAUGAUAAACCAUUUAGACUUAUUACAGAAAAGCAUCUGAUUACAGUUACUGCUAACAUGUCAAUUAGAUGCUUCUACAUAAUCUGCACAAUCUUCUUGGGUUUAGUAACCCAACAUAAAUAGCAGCCCAACAAAAUCUGAGAAAUGUUUUAGGAAAACAGUAACACAAGUAUCCUAUUUAUUUAUAUGUGGUUGUUUCCACAAGUAGCACUGUCAGUCACCUUUUCCUACCAAAUCUGAAAUAUUUAAGAAUCUAUUUCAUCUGAAAACCACUUUUAGGGCUAUGGUUGUGACGAUUGGCCCUGGAUGAUUGAUACACUGGAGUAGACUUAGUGUGAGGUCAGUGUUUUUAUUAAAUGUUCUUUAUCUAAAACUUUGGCCCAAGCCUUUUUGCUGGAAAAUCCAGCUUAUCACUAUUUGCACAAAAUGCUUUCCCCUAUUAAAAUCAUUGGUGAGUGAAUUACACAGACUCUUCGUAAUGGGUAAAAAAAUCAAAAUCUUAAUGAUUAUAAAGAAUUAUGUACAGUUAUUACUUCUAUAAAUAAAGUUUAAGUGUAUUGAAAAUGCGGCUCCCUGCUUUUUGUCUUAAAAGGUGUGGUACAGACAGACACCCAAAUGUAGUUACUACCACAAAUAUAUUUCAUUUCUGCAAGCCACAGAAUUCAAUGUUUAUUUCAGAUUGGAGAUGAUGCAUUAUUUGAUUAUAUGACAGUUAAUGUCCAGAUAUCAAUAUCUGUACAACACCACCCCCGAUGCAACCAUCCCAUGUCUUCCAGUAAAUUACAUAUUGAGUGUUAUAUACAUCUGAUAAAACCAUUCUUAUUAAUUAGGUUUGGGAUACUGACCAUUGACCUGACAUUUA
Molecule: messenger RNA, 6475 nt
Organism: Chelmon rostratus (copperband butterflyfish)
Lineage: Eukaryota; Metazoa; Chordata; Actinopteri; Chaetodontiformes; Chaetodontidae
Gene: nhsl3
Product: KIAA1522 ortholog
Exons: 9
Coding region: 415-4890 (1491 amino acids)
Biological process (GO): cell differentiation
Source: RefSeq, a predicted model, not a curated record